Molecule: messenger RNA, 1887 nt
Organism: Cladocopium goreaui
Lineage: Eukaryota; Dinophyceae; Suessiales; Symbiodiniaceae
Source: the annotation of a GenBank genome assembly
AUGGAAAAGGACAGUUUCGCGCGAUUUCUGGAUGCCUCAUGGCAGGCGUUUCGAGACCAGGUGCUGGACGCCUACGAAGUGGGCAAAGCCGGACCGAAUCUCGAGAGGAAAGUCGCGGAGCUGGAGCUUCAGUUGCAAGCUGUUCGGCGUGCACAGGAGGUUCCAAAGAGUGAACGCUUUGUUCUUUCAAACCGCAUCUCUGAUGCCAGUUCAGUCUCGAGGAGUAUGGGGAGUAUUGACAGGACUGUCAGUGUCGGUAUGAAGAGCGAUCUAAGCGAUCUCUCGAACCGCGAUGUGAAGUCAGCGUCAAAGAGCGGCUCAGUACCCAUGGCGAACGAUGGACGACCUGCAUCGCCAAAUGCGACGCCGCCCUCCAGUUCACCAGGAAGCCUGGAAAUCCAGCAGCCACCACCAUUGAUGCUGCUACCCCCAGACGAGGAUAGCCCCAGCGUGAAUUCUCCACAUUCACCGCAGUCACCACAAUUCACAGCACCUUUUCUGGGCGCUGGGCUGAAAGGCCUCUCAGCAGAAGAAUCCAAAAAAAUUCGGCACCGCUUGCGGGUUCGCCUAGGAUUGAUCUCUUCACAAGUGCUCGUCUCGGGGAAGGCACUCCACGACGCUGUGGCCUCCUUAGGUCUCACUCGCUAUGAGCUUGCAGACUACAACGAGAUGGUGAACCUCAUCGCGGAUUUCAUAGAGUUGGACUUUGCGGAGAAGGAAAUGCGCCCGAGUCGCUUGUCACACGACUCGGAGACGCGGAAUCGGAGCAUCUUUAGCCUCCAAGCGGAGUCGCAGGACUUGGUGGCCAAGCUUGGAAUGCCCAUCUGGCAUUGGCCCAAGGUGCAGCUUCGCGAGUCAAACCGCAUCCAGCGCGCCGCGUGGAUGCAAACCUUUAUGGACCGCCAAGCGGUACGUAAGGAGUGUGUUGUGCCUACCGUGGCGCUGCAGGAGUUGUUCUUCGCACAGGAAUGGGAGGUCCACAGACAGAUCCUGGGAAAUGGAAAGCUACUGAAGCAGUUUCAAGCCAUGAAAGAAAUCUUGCUAGCUGGUGACACCAAUCGAUUAGUAGCAGAGCUGACCUUCGUUCGCAUUAAUGACCUGGCUGCCCCUCCUGAGCCGGUUCAUCCGUUGGUCUACAUCGAGCCUUUCGUGGCCUUUUUGAUUAUUCUCAAUGGCGUCAUGAUUGGUUUGCAGACGGAAGAUUCCCUAGAAGACUGGGACGGAUGGGUUUAUCUGGAGUCGUCGUUUGCCGGUUUCCUCAUCCUGGAGAUUCUCCUCCGCUUGCACUUGCUGCGUUGCAAGAGAUUCUUUUGCGGCCCAGAGAAAUUCUGGAAUUACUUUGAUGUGCUGCUGAGCAUCACUGGCGUAACAGAUUGUUUGGUGCAAUUGCAAGCCGGCACAGACAUUUUCGGAACUUCUCUACUGCGCUUUUGCAGACUAAUACGCCUGGUGCGUAUCGUCAAAGUUUUCAGAUUGAAGUUUAUGCGCGAUCUACGACUGAUGGUCAAAGGCCUUGUUGCAGGCCUUCGUACCCUGGCUUUGGCAUUUUCUUUGCUGUUCUGUGUGAUCUAUGUGAUCUCAGGCUUCGCCACCAUGACCAUCGGUACCUAUCCGCGCACGAGGGAGCUGGAGCUGGACGAUUACUUCAAGACCUUGCCAGUGACGAUGUUCACGGCCUUCCGGUGCUUCACAGGGGAAUGUGUCAACAGCCAGGGCUUUUCGCUGACUGCCAUUCUCGCCCAAGAGUAUGGUUUGCUUUUUGGUUUGGCAUAUGUGGCCAGCUAUAUGCUUGUGGCAAUGGGUAUCUUCAACGUCAUCCUGGCAGUGUAUGCAUUUUGGAAGAUGCUAGUGACUGCUAGUGACUUGCGCGUUUUGGAAGGGCACUAA